Messenger RNA from Brassica oleracea var. oleracea, 882 nucleotides. Its product is annotated as protein LIGHT-DEPENDENT SHORT HYPOCOTYLS 5. Gene Ontology annotation, cellular component: nucleus. NCBI's taxonomy places the organism in Eukaryota, Viridiplantae, Streptophyta, Magnoliopsida, Brassicales, Brassicaceae. Gene Ontology annotation, biological process: response to light stimulus; mRNA transcription. The coding region runs from base 146 to 691 and encodes 181 amino acids. The record is from RefSeq and is a predicted model, not a curated record. The transcript has a single exon.
UCCAACUUGUUUGCUUGUGACUUGUGACUCAGCAAAAAUAAAAGUCAUCCUCUCUUUCUCACAAUCACACACACACACACACACUUGACUCGCAAACAAAAUCAAGAACCCAAUACCUUAACUACAUCCUGAUAUAAUUACAUAGAUGGAGGGAGAAACCGCUGCGAAGGCAGCAGGGAGUUCCUCCUCAUCACCAAGCCGAUAUGAGUCACAGAAAAGACGAGACUGGAACACUGUCCUUCAGUAUUUAAAGAACCACAAGCCACCUCUGAGCCUGUCUCGUUGCAGUGGCGCACACGUCAUCGAGUUCCUUAAGUACCUCGACCAGUUUGGUAAGACCAAAGUCCACGUCCUGGCUUGUCCCUUCUUUGGAGAGCCGAACCCACCGGCUCAGUGCACUUGCCCUCUCCGGCAAGCUUGGGGAAGCCUCGACGCUCUCAUCGGCCGUCUAAGGGCUGCGUUUGAGGAAAUAGGCGGUGGUCUUCCUGAGUCAAACCCUUUCGCUGCCAAAGCUGUUAGGAUCUAUCUUAAGGAAGUCCGUGAAACUCAGGCUAAGGCUCGAGGGAUUCCCUACGAUAAGAAAAAACGAAAACGGCCUCUUACAGCCAAGGCAACUCCCAACGUCGAUGAUGGAGAAAGCAGUGGAGGAAGUGGUGGUGCUGCUUUGGUCGUUUCUUCAACUAUGGUAUAGUCACGCCACCGACGGAAUCCAAAUACCUGAUGCUAAAUCUUAAUAAAGUAUAUAUAAAUGGUUUAGUAAUUAUUAUGUUCUUUACUUUCUAAAUAAUCAAAUGUUUUGUGUAUUAAGUAUUGAGAUGUAUUAUGUAUACUGCAAUUGUAUACAUGGAAAAGAGGAUGACCCAUUAUUAAUUAAAAUUUUAU